Molecule: messenger RNA, 750 nt
Organism: Humulus lupulus (European hop)
Lineage: Eukaryota; Viridiplantae; Streptophyta; Magnoliopsida; Rosales; Cannabaceae
Product: probable isoprenylcysteine alpha-carbonyl methylesterase ICMEL1
Exons: 6
Coding region: 1-750 (249 amino acids)
Source: RefSeq, a predicted model, not a curated record
AUGUCAUCCCAACAGAUUUUUCCCAUAACCCAACAUACCCAAUUGUCUUCGUAUGCAUUUCCUGAAUCGAACCCUUCUUCAGUCUCGCCUAGUGGUUCAUCUUCAGUAGACACAAGGUUGCUUAAGGUUGAAGAUGACCCAACUGUGAGGCUUCUCAUUUCUUCAUUGUUUGAAAAUGAAAAGGCCUCCUUCCAGCCCAUUAAGCCCCUUCUUCCCAAGAUAAAAACGACUAAGACGUUUUACCAGCACCGGCGAUGCAGAACCAAUAGUGAAGAUUCUAUAUCUUCGAUAUCUGACAUCGAAGGUUGUCGAUCUUUGAGGAGUGAUGUUGGCCACGCCGUGGCCGAGACAUUCUUGCUCACUCGUCUAAGUUUAAAGCUUUUGAGAUAUCUUGGGGUAGGAUACAUAUGGAUGACAAGAUUUCUUGCACUUGGUUGUUAUGCAUUGUUACUUGUACCAGGCUUUUGUCAAGUUGGUUACAACUAUUUCUUCUCCAGUCAGAUACGCAAAAGUAUUGUUUACGGCGAUAAACCAAGGAAUAGGCUGGAUCUGAAUCUACCUAAAAAUAGUGAUGGGCCAAAACCAGUCAUUGCAUUUGUAACUGGUGGAGCUUGGAUUAUUGGCUAUAAAGCAUGGGGUUCUCUUAUGGGACAACAGUUAUCAGAAAGGGACAUUAUUGUGGCGUGCAUAGAUUACACAAAUUUUCCUCAAGGAACUAUUAGUGAUAUAAUAAAAGGGUAUUAUUUAUAA